Molecule: messenger RNA, 1464 nt
Organism: Schizosaccharomyces osmophilus
Lineage: Eukaryota; Fungi; Ascomycota; Schizosaccharomycetes; Schizosaccharomycetales; Schizosaccharomycetaceae
Gene: hem14
Product: protoporphyrinogen oxidase Hem14
Exons: 1
Coding region: 1-1464 (487 amino acids)
Biological process (GO): heme biosynthetic process
Cellular component (GO): mitochondrial inner membrane
Molecular function (GO): protoporphyrinogen oxidase activity, oxygen as acceptor
Source: RefSeq, a predicted model, not a curated record
AUGAAAGUUGCAAUUUGUGGAGGUGGAAUUGCUGGAUUGAGUACUGCAUUCUAUUUAUCGAGGUUGAUUCCAACAUGUCAAAUUGAUUUAUAUGAGCGAGACUCAAGAUUAGGAGGUUGGCUUCAAUCUGUCAAGAUACCAACUUCAACCUCUCCUACAGGAAAUGUGUUAUUCGAACAAGGACCGAGGACUCUACGCCCUUCUGGCUUGGCUGGUUUGGCAACAGUGGAUUUAUUAAAGCAAUUGAAGAUGGAAAAAGGUAUCAAACCAAUACUAAAAGAUUCACCAAGUGCAAAAAAUAAAUAUAUAUAUUAUCCAAACAGGCUGAAUGCCGUUCCAUCUAGUGGAUUUCAGGCUCUUAAAUCUGUUAUGCAACCUGCUCUUCGAGCAGUACCAUUUGCUCUUUUGCGAGAUCUGUUUCAAAAAAAGAAAAUUGAUAAUGAAGAUGAAAGUAUAGGAUCUUUUAUGGAAAGGCGAUUUGGGAAAAUGUUUACUCACCGAUUAAUGAGUUCAUUAAUUAAUGGAAUAUAUGCUGGCGACUUACAUUCUCUUUCUCUACAAUCUACUAUGUUUGGUUUUUUAGCAGAUGUCGAAAGGAAAUAUAGAAGCGUUAUUUUAGGAAUGGUCUUAGCCUCGAUUCGUGGAGAACUGUUGACUGAAAACCAAAAACUAUUAAGGACAUCUUUACUGAAGAAUGAAGAUACUAAAGAACUUUUCAAAUCUCUACAAUCUUCUUCAAUGAUAUCCCUUGAAAAUGGAAUCGAAAGCAUAGUCUCGCACUUGAAUGCCUUUUUCGAUGCUUCUUCAAAUGUGAAAGUUCGUUUCAACCAACCAGUUACAAGAUUAGCGCUGUCCGCUUCAAAUGAGAAAGUUGAAGUUAACAAUUGCCAGUAUGAUUACUCAGUCUUCGCUAUGCCCUCAAAUCAAUUAUCAGAGUUAUUGCCUUCCCCUGCUAUGAGCACUCCAACUAGUAGUGUUUACGUUGUAAACUUAUUUUACCAGGACGCCUCUGUACUAAACUAUAAAGGAUUUGGGUAUUUAGCACCUCUUCGUUUACCAAAUAACCCGAACCAUAUAUUAGGUGUUGUCUUUGACAGUGAACAAAAUAAUCCUGAACAGGGGACAAAACUUACCGUUAUGAUGGGGGGCUCUAACUAUGCUUACGACCCAAAAUCUAUUCCAACAACACCAGAAAAAGCCAUCAGUUAUGCAAAAGAAGCUGUAAAGCAGUCCUUAAGCAUACAUGCAUCCCCGGACGUUGCGAAUGCAACUUUACAACGGAACUGUAUUCCCCAAUACAUGGUAGGCCAUCAACAUCAGUUGGACAAAGUUCAAUCAUGGAUCGACGACAAUCUCCGGGGGCGACUUUAUCUUACUGGAAGCUGGUACAAUGGAGUUAGUAUAGGAGAUUGCAUUUUAAACGGUUAUAAAACAGCACAAGAAAUUGCCCUUAAAGGACAAUAA